Messenger RNA from Tigriopus californicus, 2727 nucleotides. RefSeq names its product transient receptor potential channel pyrexia-like. The record is from RefSeq and is a predicted model, not a curated record. The transcript has a single exon. Gene Ontology annotation, molecular function: monoatomic ion channel activity; protein binding. The coding region runs from base 1 to 2595 and encodes 864 amino acids. Lineage: Eukaryota; Metazoa; Arthropoda; Copepoda; Harpacticoida; Harpacticidae. Gene Ontology annotation, biological process: transmembrane transport; monoatomic ion transport. Gene Ontology annotation, cellular component: membrane.
AUGGAGGCGGAGGUGGCGGCUGCCAAUUGGGAGUGGCUAUUGCAGCCCGAACAACGCGACGCCCUCGAAGGCCAUUUGGCCCUUGAAUCCUCGAGGCACGGCGUCCAGCAUCUGGCCUCGCUUUUCAGCCAGCCUCAAGCCGCUUUGGGCCAAAACACCAUCGUGAGUUGGUUGGCCCAGUCUGGUCAGUCCCACACCUUGGGGUGGCUGCUCAACGCCUACGGAAAAGCCAUCGACCUCGAAGUGGCCCAUCCCAUCACGCGUCGGCGCGCCAUCCACGAAGCGGCUGAUCGUGGCCAACCGCAGACCUUGCAGACCUUGCUGCAAGGUGGAGCCGAUGGCAACGCCAAGCUGCGCAACGGCAACACACCCCUACAUUUGGUGAGCAUGAAAUGUGCGGUCGCGGCGGCCCAGCCCGGAUCCGAGAACCUAUUGACUCGUCAGCGCAAUUAUCUGGCUUGCUUGACGUGUUUGUGCAGUUGGCCGGCAGUGCAAGUCAAUGCGCUCAAUCAACUGGGCGCCCCGCCCUUGUAUUAUGCCGCCACGCAAGGCACCGCCGACGCGGUGGCUCUGUUGCUUCAAUCCGGCGCUGACACUGCCCUAGUGGUCGACGGUUCUUCGAUUCAGUCAUUAAUAGACACACACCACCCUAAUGUGGCCCCGUCCCCGGCCACCCGCCCCGUCGAGAAUGUGUCUACGGCUGACGAGUUCUUCCACCUUUUGUACCAGGGUGGAUCGCAAUGUUCAGACUUAUUCAUUACGGCCUGGUCUCAAGCCUCCGCUAAUAACAACGCGCCCGACUUGAGCCAGGAUAACGGCCGUUUUACGUUUCUCCAGUAUGCCUGCGAUCAGGGGUUGGUUCAGAUUGCCAAAUACCUUUUGGCCGCCGGUGCCAACCCCAACGAUUGCUGCCCUAACAACAAGCAGCCGCCCAUUAUCUUGGCCGCACAUCACGGUUUUUACCAGAUUCUCGAACUCUUUCUCCAAAGCAUGGUGGUCGAGAGCGUGGACUGGGAUGUGCGAGAUUGGCCUCGGGGUGAAAAUAUCCUCCACAAGAUCUUGAAACGCCAAUCCCGUGUCGUUGUGUCCGGCGUUGAACGAGAUUACGACCGAUGUCUCAGUCUGAUCUUGGAGCCCCAACGAAUUCCGACCGAUUGUUUGAAGGCCUUGCUCUCCGGUAUGGAUGACUGGGGUAACACUCCGCUCCAUUUUGCCACCGAAUUGGAUGAUCGGCCAGCCGUGCUGGCUCUGGUUCAACGUGGGAGUGACCUCACUGCGGCCAAUAAGCGCGGCCAAAUUGGUGCCCUAAGAAUAUCGGAAGACGUUUGGUGCGAUUUCCUGGAUAAAUGCAUUGAGGCCGAUGGCCUGCCUAUGGACAACGAUUUUGAGUUGUCCUUUAAGUACGAUUUCUUGGCUGCUCGGAAUGAGGAUCUCAAUCGAUGUGAAACUAGAAUACUGCACAUCCUAACGACUUCCAAGGCUCAUCAUCACGUUUUCUUGCAUCCUGUAGUGACGAGCUUUUUAUAUUUAAAGUGGCGGAGAAUUCGUGGCAUGUUCUACACGAAUCUGUUCCUCCAUCUCGUUUUGAGCCUCACUUUAACCUCUUACCUGAUGUUCUCAGUGGCUGACGAGACCUGGCAAGGUUGGAAGUUGGCCACCCGUGUCUUUCUUUGGGCCACCCUUAUUCUCAUCACGGUCAGAGACCUCCUCAUUUUGAUCAGCUAUCCGAUUGGAUUUCUCUCUCGUUUUGACAAUAUCGUUGAGUUGCUGGUCCUUCUCAUUGGUGCCUAUCUUGGUUGUUUUGGGUCUGAAGGGGAUCAAAAUUUGGGGGCGAUUGCCAUCAUUCUGACUUGGGGUCUCAUGAUGGUCUUGAUGGGGCGACAUCCUAAAUUGAGCGUGUACAUUAAGAUGUUCUACACAGUAUCGUUCAAUUUUUCCCUAUUCCUGUUGUGGUACAUUCUCUUUAUCUUGGCAUUCGCCUUCUCAUUUUACUUGAUUUUGCAUUCGGGGGAUAACGAGCAGUUUGCCACUCUCGAGAAGUCCAUCUUCAAGACGUUAGUGAUGAGUCUAACGGGCGAACUGGAGUACGAAAAUAUGAAUUUCGGAGGCCGUCUGGCAAUCCUUUUGUUUCUCAUGUACGUGUUUUUCGUCAUUCUGGUGCUUAUCAAUCUACUCAAUGGUCUGGCCAUCAGCGACAUUUCUGAAAUCCGCCAAAAUGCCGAAAUCCUCGCCUAUAUGUCUCGGACAAAUCUUCUCUUCUACACCGAACUCCUCUUUUGGGGAAGGAAGAGCCAGAAUCGUUGCGUUCAAGGAUGGCACGCCCUGAAAUCUCGAGUUUGGAAUGUGUUCAAAGGUCUCUUAAUCUUGAAUACUCGCCUUCCUCAAAGAAAGGCCGUCUUCUUUCCUAACCAAAGCCUUCAUGAAAUGAGUUUGCCCGCUUCCAAGAAGGAUAACUUGCUGUUGGAUGAAGAUAUUUUGCAACAAGCGAGAAAGCUCGUGGUUGACAGGAUUACGACCGUGUCAAGCGGUGGUAAAAAUGUAGAUACAACCAAAGUUAUACUAAGCAAACUGAUGAAGACUAUUCGACGAUUGUGAGGACUAACUACUCUUUGCUUUGAUUACUCGGUGACAAGAUUCAUAUUGUUCUCGAGCUAUUAAUGUACGUAAUACUGGAUAUGCAAAAUCAAAUAACUAUAUGUACCUUACCAGAAUAUACUGGUAAAAAUA